UUAAUGAAAAUCUGAUUUUAGUUACCCUAAAAUGGAAUGUAAACACUUAGACAAAGCUGUUGAUAUAUCACCUACCUUUGUAAGAAAGUUAAUUGAAGAAAAUAGAAAUUUAUGGACAUGUGCAGAAUGCCGUUCAAAUAAAAGUCCAUGGAUGUGUUUAAAAUGUGGUAUGGUCUUAUGUGGCAGGUAUGUGAAUGGACAUUGCAAAGCACAUGGUGAAUCCAAUGAAUUUCAUUUUGUAUGCAUUGAUGCUUCACUUAUGGUGUUUUGCUAUCAAUGCGAUGAUUUUGUCAUUAAUGAUACUGAAACUGGAACAGUGGAGUUAAUACGAACUGCACUGCAAACUGAAAUCCCACAUCAAAGAAAAAGAAGAAAACGAACAGAAGAACAGUUACUGCAUCCAGAAACUCCUAAAAAGUUAUUAAAAUCUUCAUCAAAAGAAAACAUGUACAGCAAUUCACCCAAAAAAUUAAAGACUGUUGGAAUUCGGAACCUUGGAAAUACAUGCUUUAUGAAUGCUAUUUUACAGUCUCUAAGUAAUCUAAAACACUUCAGCUGCUAUUUCAAGGAGCUUCCUGCAAUCGAGUUAAACGAUGAGAAAGGAGACAAUGGAAAGAUUAAAAAAUAUUACACUCGUAGCUAUCAACCUGACGAUCUAUCUUUGGUGGAGGAACUUCGUAAAAUUCUUUGCGCUUUAUGGCAAGGUGCAACUGCAGCUAUAUCCCCAGAUGCAUUAUUUUCUGUUGUUUGGAAAGUUGUUCCACGUUUUAGAGGUUACCAACAACAUGACGCACAUGAAUUUAUGCAUUAUCUGUUAGAUCGAGUUCAUACUGAAUUGUUACAAACUAAUAUUUUUUCGAAUGGCCGUGAUACAAUUGUAUCUGGAAUAUUUGGUGGGCAGCUACAAAGUGAGGUAACCUGUCUAAAAUGUGGAACCAUUUCAAAAAAGAAAGAACCUUAUUGGGAUUUAUCUCUUGACAUUCCAUGUAAAUCGUCCAAGAAAUCGAGUGGUCAAAAAUUAGAACCUAAAUCCAAAGUUUGUCAUCUAACGGAUUGUUUACAACGUUUUAUCGAAGUUGAAGAACUUGAUGAAUCCGAAUGGUACACAUGUGAGAAAUGUAAAAAGAAGCAGCCGUCAACGAAAAAAUUCUGGUUAUUACAGCUGCCUAACGUAUUAUGUCUUCAUUUAAAACGAUUUCGUUAUUCACCUCAUGGUCGAACGAAAGUGGACACAUUUGUUCGUUUUCCAAUCACAGAGUUAAAUAUGAAUAGUUACAUGCUAAAACAAGGACAAAAACAACAUAGACUAUCAACAAAGGCACAUGUCUAUGACUUAGCAGCUGCUGUUGUUCAUCAUGGUAGCGGGGCUGGUUCUGGGCAUUAUACAACCUAUGCUAGGCAUGAAGGUGCUUGGUAUAACUUCAAUGAUAGUACAGUUUCGUUAACAAGCGAAGACUCAAUCACACACUGUAAAGGUUACAUCCUCUUCUACACAAGACAGUAUCCUGAUGUGAACAUUAUUGAACGUAUUAAAGAAAAUGUAAAGCGAGCCAAAUAAUUAUAAUAGAUAGAAUGAUUUUCUAAAUGUUUUUAAAAUUUUAUAUUAGUUUUAAAUGACAGCGUGUUGUUGUUGUUUUGUGUGUAUUUUUUGGUUUAGUUGUUUGAGUUUUUGUCAUUGAAUCUAUUAUUUUUUGUGAAUCAUUUGAUGUUUAGUAUUGCAUAAAAUGGCAUUUUACUAAUAAAUUUGUUCACCUUA
Hydractinia symbiolongicarpus is the source of this 1756-nucleotide messenger RNA. Its product is annotated as ubiquitin carboxyl-terminal hydrolase 3-like. Gene Ontology annotation, cellular component: cytoplasm. The transcript has 16 exons. Bases 32 to 1558 code for a protein of 508 amino acids. Lineage: Eukaryota; Metazoa; Cnidaria; Hydrozoa; Anthoathecata; Hydractiniidae. The record is from RefSeq and is a predicted model, not a curated record. Gene Ontology annotation, molecular function: cysteine-type deubiquitinase activity; zinc ion binding. Gene Ontology annotation, biological process: protein deubiquitination.